This is a messenger RNA of Saprolegnia parasitica CBS 223.65, 1095 nucleotides long. RefSeq lists its product as hypothetical. The record is from RefSeq and is a predicted model, not a curated record. Bases 25 to 1095 code for a protein of 356 amino acids. Lineage: Eukaryota; Oomycota; Saprolegniomycetes; Saprolegniales; Saprolegniaceae. The transcript has 2 exons.
UGACACGCCACCGAAUCGGAGCAGAUGGACAUUCUUUGGCUGCCUCUUGCUCCUGGCUCGCAGUCCGUCGGUCAUUUUGCCUCUGGGCCUUGCAACAUGCACGGUUCUACCGCCCUCGUCAUCGUGCUUCUUCACGCUGCGGCGACGUUGGCGAUGCAAGACCCAUCCUUGUGCCGGCUCGUCGUACUCUGCUUCACCAUCACCAACACCCCGUGCAACCGCCAACUCGGCGCGUGUCCUCCGUGUCUCUACGCGAACGCGCAGGGCGGGUACCUCUGUUGGGCGAAAACGGGACCGUCGUGCCCAUUCACAGACAAGUCGGAGCUCACGAUGUUCGACUGCUCAGGCAACAGCGGGAAUGCUACGACCGCGCCGCCUACACCGACACCAACGACGGCGCCGGUGCCAACAACAACGCUGGCGCCAACAACAACAGCGACACCGACGACGGCGACUCCAACGACCAACAACAGUACACAGACAGUACCGGGACCGAACGAAGGCAGCAGCACGAACAGCGCUGGCUCGGGCACGGCGAGUCAAACAGUGCUCAUGAUCGCCAUUGGCAUGGGCGUCGCGCUCACGUUCGUGGCUGGCGUCUGCGCGCUCAUGUAUCGUCGCGAGAAGCGGCCCCGCGAGCCGUGCCCGCCCCCGACGCUCGUGGAUCGGCCGGCGCAACGUAAAUUCAAGCGCGGCGGCAGCAUCGCCGUGCAUGGGUCGCAGCUCCAGCGCAUCAACUCGGGCUUCUCGUCGCAGAACGACGACCUUUCGCUGCGGUCGUUCCCGACGCCGUCGAGCUUUGGCGACGUGCAGAGCAUUCUCGGGCAAGGCCGCGACGACGUGCAACCACACAGCACGAUCCACGAGUACAUUGACUCGGUGUCGUUUGCGCAGUUUUACCCGCUCCCGACAACAGCAGCGACCGACGACAUUUCGGACUCGGUGUCGCAGUACCGGUCGACCAACUCGCUCGUGCUCGAUGGCCGGUACAGCAACUUUUCGAUCCUCUCGGACGAUCCGCGCGAUAACAACAACCCAAAGCUCCGCGUCUCGUGGGACGACGACGACGAGCGCGAGAAGGAGGUCGAGAUCUAA